This is a messenger RNA of Oreochromis aureus, 557 nucleotides long. RefSeq names its product gamma-crystallin M2-like. Gene Ontology annotation, molecular function: structural constituent of eye lens. The transcript is spliced from 3 exons. Lineage: Eukaryota; Metazoa; Chordata; Actinopteri; Cichliformes; Cichlidae. Gene Ontology annotation, biological process: lens development in camera-type eye; visual perception. The record is from RefSeq and is a predicted model, not a curated record. The coding region runs from base 8 to 529 and encodes 173 amino acids.
CGACACAAUGGGUAAGAUCAUUUUCUACGAGGACAGGAACUUCGAAGGUCGCUCUUAUGAGUGCAGCAGCGAGUGCGCUGACCUACAUUCGCACUUUAGUCGCUGCAACUCCAUCAGAGUGGACAGUGGUAACUGGAUGGUCUAUGAGAGACCCAACUACAUGGGCUACCAGUACUUCCUGAGGAAGGGCGAAUAUCCAGACUACCAGCGCUGGAUGGGAUUCAACGACUGCGUGAGAUCCUGCCGUAUGAUCCCUAUGCACCAAGGCACUCACAGACUGAUGAUCUACGAGCGCCCAGAAUUUGGAGGACAGAUGAUGGAGCUGACUGAUGACUGCCCCUCCCUGUAUGAACGCUUCCAUUUCAAUGACAUCUACUCCUGCAACGUAAUGGAUGGCUACUGGAUCUUCUACGAGCAUCCUCAUUACAGGGGACGCCAGUACCUGAUACAUCCUGGUGAAUACAGGAGGUUUCAUGAGUGGGGAGGCAUGAGUCCCAGGGUUGGAUCCAUCAGACGCAUCAUUAUGUGAGAAAACCGAAGAUAUUUCAUGUGAAAUA